UUCGCCUGAGCGCCGCGAUGGGGGGAGGCGACCUGAACCUGAAGAAGAGCUGGCACCCCCAGACCCUGCGCAAUGUGGAGAAGGUGUGGAAAGCCGAGCAGAAACAUGAGGCCGAGCGGAAGAAGAUCGAGGAGCUGCAGCGGGAGCUGCAGGAGGAGCGAGCGCGUGAGGAGAUGCAGCGAUACGCUGAGGACAUGGGCACCGUCAGGAAAAGAGAAGAGAAGUUGGAGUGGAUGUACCAGGGUCCUGGAGGCAUGGUGAACAGAGAGGAAUAUCUUAUGGGUCGCCCUGUGGACAAAUAUGUCUUUGAGAAGACAGAAGACAAGGAUGCAGGCUGUUCCAAUGAGACAGGACUUCUCCCAGGCUCCAUUUUUGCCAAGACGGGUGCCAAUUCUGUCCUAGAUAUGGCAAACAAAAUCCGGGAAGAUCCACUUUUCAUGAUAAGAAAGAGGGAGGAGGAAAAGAAGAGAGAAGUUUUGAAUAAUCCUGUUAAAAUGAAGAAAAUCAAAGAAUUGUUGCAAAACAGUUUAGAUAAAAAAGAGAAAAAGAAGAAGAAAGAGAAAAAGAAGAAGCACAAGAAACAUCGACGUCGCAGUUCUAGCAGUGAAAGUGACAGCAGUGAAGAGGAGCGAAGCAAAAAUAAGUCUCAGAAGAGGAUGAACAGUUCCUCCUGGAAACCUGCUCCUUCCAAAGUCCCGGGAUAUGGCUUACAAGUUAGAGACUCUGACCAGAGCCACAGGUCUCGGAGCUCUCCAGCUGCCGGCCAGGAGAGGGCCCCCCACAAGCACCGGGAUCGCUCCAGGUCCAGGAGCCAGUCCCGCUCUCCUCAGAGACGCUCUAGCAAGAAGAAUUCAGAACAAUCUGGAUGCAGGGGGUCAAGAUCUCCUUCCAGACACAGUAAACAACAUAGCAAUCGGGAGGAGAAAGGGAGAGCUAGAAGCCCUUCACCUAAAAAGAGCUAUCGACGACAGCAUACUCCGGGUUACACAAGAAAGAUCUCUCCAGAGGAACUAGAGCGUAAACGCCAGGAAAUGAUGGAAAAUGCCAAGUGGCGGGAAGAGGAGAGAGCAAACAACCUCAGGAAACACCGAAAGGAGGAGGAGCUGGAGCGAGAACUGGAGAAACUCGACUCCCGAGAUGGGAAGUUCUUCAAUCGCUUAAAACUAGAGAGUGCAUCUACUUCCACCCUAGAAGAUCGGGUGAAACGCAAUAUCCACUCUCUUCAGAGAACUCCCGCUGCCUUGGAAAAAAACUUUAUGCAGAGAUGAAACUUGUUCUUCCUCUGCUCCUGUGCAGAAGUUAAAUGGACACUUAUUCCCAAAGGUGAGAGACCUCCAGCACAGACUCACUGCUCUCUACAGGAACCGUUCCCGUCUCCCAAAGAGGCGCUGGAUUUCUGUGCUGCAGCCCACAGCGCGUUCUGGACUUCUGGCAUUGUGAAUACAUUUGUAAUGAGUAUGACCUUGCAAGCAAACCUUUGCUGGAGAACUCGUGAGCCUUUGUAUUCUAUUUUUAAUGUAUGGCCAGAUCUUUUCCUUCUCUCUCCACCUUGACUGGUAUCAUUUUUGUAUAUUGUUAUUACCAAAUUAUGCCGGGUGGUAACUGCUUUCUACAUUGGGCAGAUUGUCCGAGCUCUUUAUAUGACAGAGCAAAAGACCUAUUUUUGUUAGUCCUUAAAAAUCGGAGCAGAACAAAUUCACGUGUGAGUUAAUUUCAUGGAAUUUCAUAAAGCUACACGAGUAACGGACAAAAUCCUGUUCAAUACUGUCACCAUUUCAGGUGUGGGUUUGGAGGGUGAUGUUAGACCAGUCUGCAAAAUAUCCGUAGCCGUUAUUUGAUUGCUCACCGAUUUGAAUGGUGUUUCACCCAAAGGAAGCUGCUUCGAAGGGAAAGGAAACGAGCAGAACAUAGCUGAUACAGCAAAUAUUUCUCUGGGAUUUUGUAAUGUAAGUAAUGUGUAUAUGUACAGCAGUGUAGAUUUUUUCUUUUUUUUUUUAAGAAUUAAGAAACUUUACUGUCA
Gymnogyps californianus (California condor) is the source of this 2020-nucleotide messenger RNA. It is a transcript of the gene CWC25, whose product is annotated as CWC25 spliceosome associated protein homolog. The coding region runs from base 18 to 1268 and encodes 416 amino acids. Gene Ontology annotation, cellular component: U2-type spliceosomal complex. Gene Ontology annotation, biological process: mRNA splicing, via spliceosome. Lineage: Eukaryota; Metazoa; Chordata; Aves; Accipitriformes; Cathartidae. The record is from RefSeq and is a predicted model, not a curated record. The transcript has 10 exons.